Aspergillus steynii IBT 23096 is the source of this 1428-nucleotide messenger RNA. RefSeq lists its product as uncharacterized. The transcript has a single exon. The record is from RefSeq and is a predicted model, not a curated record. Bases 1 to 1428 code for a protein of 475 amino acids. NCBI's taxonomy places the organism in Eukaryota, Fungi, Ascomycota, Eurotiomycetes, Eurotiales, Aspergillaceae. Gene Ontology annotation, molecular function: protein binding.
AUGUCCUGCGAAUCAGUUCCUCUCGAGCUUUGGGAGAUGAUUCUCGAUCAUCUGGACUUGGAGUCAACCAAGGCACUGAGACUGACUAGCAAAACCGUGAGCCACUUAUGUUCCGGCCGCCAUUUCGAGCGACACUUUCGCGAUCACAAAGUAAUGCUGACAAGCCAUGGCGUACAAGAGUUUCAAGCGUUGGCCACUCACUCACAAUUUGGAAAGCUGGUCGAGAACUUGACGUUCGUGGUGGGCCCGGACUUGCGAAGCACAAGAGAACGGUCGGAUACCAUUAAGAGGUGGAGUUCGAAGAGCAUAACGUGGGUGCUUGCGAGGCCAGACCAAGACGCCGUUCCGGAGGACACCGCUAGUCUACAGGAAGGUUCCGAAACUGAGAGCUCGGAUUGUGAUGCGAGUUCAAUGGAGUGGUCGGCAACUGAUGAACCGGUCUUGAUACAGGAUGACGGGAAAGAUCGCGCUGCUAACAAGCAGUUCUUUAUCAACGUACUCGAGGCAUUCUGCGCUCUGAAGCCACUCCGGACGAUAACGUUCUGGGGAGGGAUGAGCACCCUAGGUAUCGUCAUGAAAGGCAACCAGUGGGAUUACAAGGAUGGCAUUAUUCGACGCUGGGAAGAGGUAGCUCGUGCUUACUACCUUGUCAUGGCGGCAUUGGUAGAAGCGAGGCUCGUUGUGGAUCACUUCGAGCUCUACAUCGAUUCACCAUAUCCUACCUCUCUUCUACCGGCGCUCGUGUCUGCCCCGUUUAUGGACUUCGGCUCCCCGGCUUCAAUGACGGCUUUGGAGAAGCUUUUGGGGCAUAUCAGCUAUUCAGAACCGCAUCGGCUGGAAUACAGAUGGACCAACUUCCUGAAAAGUCUAACCACUGGGGCGGAUGCAUAUAUCAUUCCGCUUGCCCUAAGACCGCGACAGGAUCUAUCACAUAUCCGAACACUGAGGCUCAACUUGUACUAUGGAUGGCACCCUGACCAAACGAACGCAACCUUGAGCAAACUGAUGCAAUGCCUGGAGAACAUCACAGACCUUGAACAUCUCAAAAUAUCCGAUCAAGAAAUCGAACUACCAGAGCUCUUGAAGCUUUUGAGGAAGAUUCCGAGUGUAAAGCACCUUGAGCUCUCUCGUAUUUUCUUCAACGUGGGAACAUGGCGAUGGGCAUUAGGAACAUCAUGGGGAUCAUGGGAACCUGUAUUGGAUCUCCUCGCUACGGAAAUGCCGCAUUUGAAAUUCCUAACGCUGGGUCACCUUGAGGAUAGUGACCGUAACAUCAUUGCCCUGGUGCGUAGCUGGGAAGAUCUUAAGGAUUUUCCGGAAAUUCAAAAUGUUCGUUCUCCCUCUUACGGGCGAACGUUCAACGAAGAAGAGUUGGCCCAGGGUCUUGAUUUGGUCACAACUCCGAGUCUCGCUGAUCUGUUGCCUUGA